AUGCCUCCUCGUGCCAUCGCCAGUCCUAAGAAGAAACGAUCUGGCAAGCGCAAAGGAUCCGAUGCUUCAAAGGCCAGCUUGCCAAAGAAGUCUCAGGCUGCAGACAUUGCUGAGGUACCCAGCACGGUACCCCUCGUGUCCCUUGGCCUGACUGGAGCAGAAGCGGAACAAAAUGCUCCCCGGCGUUCUGGUCGCCCUAACACAGGAACUGGAGGUAGGAAUGCACAACUGGAGAAGAUUGGAUCAGUAUUGCAAUCCAAGCCUCGGACUCAAGAAUGUAAGGGUACAAUGUCCCUUGGUCUCAAUGUUCCAGUCAAUCCUCAAGCCCCAGAACCGCGUCGUAGAGGUCGAAAGAAUCAUUCAAAGGCAGUUCCUCCACCCUACAGCUCACUUGUUAGGGAUGCUCCAGAUGCCCCAGCCAAGGACAUUAUCGCCACAGGGCCCAGCUUUACAUCCCAGCAACCUGGUGGAAGGUUUGGAUUUGUUGCUCCAACAGAAAUAGCUCAUUCCAGUACUGCCCAGCCCAAUAUUCAGGCAUUGCACAACCCGCAUAACGCUGUCUCUGAAUAUCCAGUGGUUUUGCCAAGGUCUGUCUUUCGGGAGGAGAAUUUAGAUCCAGCCCUACGUCAGCAUGAUGACACUGUUAGGGCUCAGCGUCGUCUGACGUCGUUUGAAUCUGAUGACAGUGACUCUAAAGACUGUAGCAGUGAUGACAGCAAUGAUAGCAAUGAUAAAGAUGCUGAUGAAGAGGACAGCGGAGAGGAUGACGAGGAGGAGGGGGGAAAUGAUGAUACGGUCAAGAGCUCACAGCAGUUUGGUUGGGGGGAGGCUGGCCGAUGCCAGAAAGAACACCCAGGGUUUGUGGAGGAUGUACCACCUUUGCAAUCUCCAGUCGCUCGCCCUCUCACACCUGAAAUUCAGUUCCAGUACUCACGCGAUGAAGAUGAUGUAGUUGCCCAGACGAGCCUUGAUAAAACCUCGCAGAACGAAAGCUCUCAGGACCCUCUGGAUAUCUCACCAGGACCGCGGCGGCAAGCAUCCCAACACAUUGAGACCAUCACCUCGAAGCCUGAGGAUGUACUACAACGCCACCAUAAGAAAAAUGGAAAGCCCCGUCUUCCUGAUCCUGAAUCCCUCGAACUGCUGAAUCAAGUGUCCGAGUGUGAUGUUCAGCCAUUGAAAAACAAAAAGUCUAGGUCAUCGCGUGGUGGGCCAACACCUGAUCAAUUAUCUUGGUACGGACCACACUGGAAAAGUUUUUUGGAGGACGCCAAAGUAGAAUGUCGUGCACAACAUGCCCUGGAGAACCCGUUUCCAACUUUGGUGAAGAAUCUUCCAGGAACAAUCACUGAAGUUGUCAUUGCAGUAUUGGUUGUGUGGGAUACGAAUGGUAAACAAUUUGAAGCUGGGGUUUGGCCAGAACAAAAAUUUAAUAUGACUCGGUUGCUGUAUGACGAUCUUUCGACUUGGCGAUCUGACUUGAAGAAAACAGCCAUAAGCAUUGCACCAGUAUCAUAUUCGCUUAUUCCUCCGCUUUCUGUCCCCGUUCAGGAACGUGCUGCUUGGGUCGAGCACACUGCUGCUGAAUUGAUCAAGGAAGCAUUCUUCUUACACUUUGGGGUGGAUGAUCAGGGGAGAACACGAAACUUCGCUCAUCCCGCCCUUCGUGAAGCUGUCAUCACAUUCUUUUACACAGGACCAUAUCGAAUUGCACGAAGGAUGCCGGAGACCUUUAGCACGGAAUUGCCACUCUCAUGUUUGGCUUUGGUUGCUGCGGCAUUCAAUUGUGUCUUCGAUGGUCUUGUGAAAAACGGACAUGGGAAGUCAUACCUAAACUUUUCCACCAAGGACUACGGCCCUGUCUAUUGUCGGAUGCUCAAAUUGCUCAAACAUAUCCUUGAGGAUGUGUAUCAUGGGCCUAGGCUGUCAGCUCAACUGCGAGAAUGGGCUGCAGCAGGAUGGGCUGCAGCUAUGAAUCUCGAAGGAGUUGUUAAUGCCAGACACGACCACCUGCAGAUUCUUCUUGACUAA
Messenger RNA from Suillus fuscotomentosus, 2031 nucleotides. RefSeq lists its product as uncharacterized. NCBI's taxonomy places the organism in Eukaryota, Fungi, Basidiomycota, Agaricomycetes, Boletales, Suillaceae. Bases 1 to 2031 code for a protein of 676 amino acids. The transcript is spliced from 12 exons. The record is from RefSeq and is a predicted model, not a curated record.